Molecule: messenger RNA, 1506 nt
Organism: Bufo bufo (common toad)
Lineage: Eukaryota; Metazoa; Chordata; Amphibia; Anura; Bufonidae
Product: peptidyl-prolyl cis-trans isomerase FKBP8-like
Exons: 9
Coding region: 1-1326 (441 amino acids)
Molecular function (GO): protein binding; peptidyl-prolyl cis-trans isomerase activity
Source: RefSeq, a predicted model, not a curated record
AUGUCACAAGAUAUCCUCCAGCCUGGGAAGAUCCCAGAUCCUGUAGAACAUGGAACCAUGUGGGACACAUCACUUGAACUACAGGACAAUGGAAACGUUAAGAUACCCACAGUAUUUGUGCAAGAGAUAGAUCCACAGACGGAUGAAUGCAGUGAAAAUGAAAGGCUUCUGCAAAGGACGCCUAGUUUUGGAAAGACAGUCAAAUUUCUUUUGCCGCCCAUAACCAUUGAGGACAAUGUACCCCAAGAGGAGGAGAUGCAGUUCUUUCAAGCAGUGGAAGAUGUCCUGGGAGUACCCAAUGCAUGUGAAGACUGGAAGCUCAGUGAAGACAGACCAGGACCCACAGAGCCAGAACUGAGCAGUGAAGACAAUCUGUUGAGAAAGAAAAUUCUGAGGAGGGGCCGUGGUGAGGACUCAAGACCGCUCCCUGGCCAACAAGUAACUGUUUACCUUAUGGGAAUUUUGGAAGAUGGAAGUCUGGUGGAGAAAGAUCCAAAACUGUCCUUUGUUCUGGAUGAAGGUGACGUUAUACAGGCUUUAGAAUUGGGUGUUCGAUCGAUGCAGUUGGGAGAAGUGGCAUUCCUGCUGACAAAUGGUCUUUAUGCCUUUGGUCUUCUGGGAAGGGACCCAGACAUCCCAACAGAUGCCUCGCUACUAUAUAAAGUGACUUUACUGGAAGUCAGAGACAAGCCCAGCCUGAUAGCUCUCACCACUGCUGACCGCAUCACUCUCGCAAAUCAAAAAAGGGAAUGUGGAAAUUUCCAUUUUGAGCGUGAAGAAUAUCGAAGUGCCAUGCACUCUUAUAGCCAAGCACUGACUAUCCUCACACCUAACACUGCAGACCCACUGAGCUCAGAGGAAGAAGAGGAGAUUCGUGAGCAUCGAAUCAAAUGUCUGAAUAACUUGGCAGCCACCCAGCUGAAGCUUCAUCACUAUGAUGACGUCAUGAAUUCCUGCAAUGCAGUCCUAGAGAUGGAUACAGACAAUGCAAAGGCUCUUUAUAGGAAAGGCAAGGUCUUAUCUGAAAGAGGAAACUAUGAAGAAGCCAUGUCUGUCCUCAAACAAGCACUUAAACUGGAACCUACAACAAAGGCAAUCCAUGCAGAGCUUUCCAAGCUGGUAAGGAGACAAAAAGGACAGCCUGAAGUCACCAAAUCCCUGGUGAGAACUAAACCCAAAGCUCAUCUUAAGCUUAGAGAUGACUUAAAUCCGCUUAUCCGUCACAGCACAAAACAGAAGGUAACCAAAGGAAUGCUGCUGAUUGGAGCCCUGGCUGCGGCAUUACUAAGUUUACUGGCAACUUUCAUCCUUGCGCGGGACACCUGAAUAUUGAUGCCUGCAGGACAAUGUUCAGUUGUAAUUGUAACUGAUGAUAUACUUUUCUAUUAUUGAAGCUCUGUGUAGCAGUGCAUUCCCAGUGACCACCUCUGCCACCACAAAUGGACCAAACAGGCCAUGCUCUCCGUACUCAUCAGCAGAGGAAGGACUGACUUCUGUGUAGUUGAA